Molecule: messenger RNA, 1062 nt
Organism: Helianthus annuus (common sunflower)
Lineage: Eukaryota; Viridiplantae; Streptophyta; Magnoliopsida; Asterales; Asteraceae
Product: cyclin-K-like
Exons: 1
Coding region: 1-1062 (353 amino acids)
Source: RefSeq, a predicted model, not a curated record
AUGGGGUCACUCCUUUCCAGCUCUUCAUCUUCUUUCCAUCCAUCUUUUGGGCCGCUUAUCCCAGACGAGCCCCAACACUCGCACCACUCUCAUCAAUCCCAUCACUCUCACGAAUCGUACCAAUCAUACCAUUCGUUGCAUUCCCAUUCGUUUCACCAUUCGGAUUCUAUCUACUCGCCGGCGCAAUUCAACCCGAAUGAUUAUGUUAACGACUUGCUUGGCUACAACCCUUUGGGCCCUGAGGACCACUUUUCUCAGGAAAUGGAAAUGGACGACGACCUAGAUCCGGAGAUGCAGACUGGAACAACGGGCCACCCAAUAAGCAUAACAAGUGGAUCUCCAUUUCAGGGAUCACCAUACCGUGGGCCCAAUUCGUUUCAAGAGAGGAUGGCCAAUUAUGAUUUGUAUUUUACUCCCUCAUACCAUAGCUCUCCAGCUCAACCUCCUUUGAUUGAGCCUCAGCUUCAAGCAGUUUCACCUCCACCACUUCCUGUUGAGGAGCCGCCUCAACAACCACCGCAGCGACCUCCCGAGCCUCCUAGGCGAAGGAGGAAUGUGCGCAUGUCAGUACGAGGAGGACCUCGUUUUAGUUCUUCUCAGGGUUCGAGUUCUUACCCUCCUAUCCCAGAGGACCCCCAAAUGGGUGGGCCCUCGAACGCGGCACCGGAGAUCGAUUCUCCGCCAGUUUCUUAUGCACCACCUCAGCUGCCUAUGGGUUUCGACAACCCUAUCCCGACUUACCCAGGUUCCUCCGGGUAUAACCCUUUUGAAAAUCCAUCGGGAUAUCCAUCGGAUUGUGGGACUCAUGACCCGUAUCUUACAGCUGCGGAAUAUCAUCAUCUUUACCCUUCUUCUUACCCUCCAGUUUAUCCAACUGGAUACCCAGUGCAGGGUUAUCAAUACCCGCCUUACCAGCAACCUCCUCCUCCCCAGCAGCAGCAGCAAACUCAGGAAAUCCUGGAGAGGUUAGAUAGGGUUGAGCAUGAGGCCAGAAAAACCAAGAAGGAGCAUGGUAGCUUUAUGAAGGGCCUUGCAAACCUUCUUAAAGGCAAGAAGAAAUAG